Messenger RNA from Clupea harengus (Atlantic herring), 859 nucleotides. Its product is annotated as interferon-inducible GTPase 1-like. The coding region runs from base 194 to 859 and encodes 221 amino acids. The record is from RefSeq and is a predicted model, not a curated record. The transcript has a single exon. Lineage: Eukaryota; Metazoa; Chordata; Actinopteri; Clupeiformes; Clupeidae.
AGGAAACACAUGAGGUGCAGCUACAUAGCCUAGAUGUAUCUACAAUAGUGCUUAAAAACUCACUUACUAAAAGCCAUCUAAAGCUGCUUUAGGCAAGAGACUCAGGUUCAGUUUUUGAGAGAUUAUGUGAAAUAGCUUCUUUGCAAAAACAGAACAUGAUGAAAUAUAAGACGUUAUCUUUUCCUUUUAGAUCAUGGCUGAUCAACGGGAUGAAGAACAAGUAGAUCAUGUCACUCUCAACAUUGCUGUGACAGGGGAGAGUGGGGUAGGAAAGUCCUCCUUUGUUAACGCCAUCAGAGGUCUUCAAGAUACUGAUGAAGGAGCUGCACCCACUGGAGUCACAGAAACCACCAUGGAGCCCACCAUGUACCCCCACCCAACCAUGCCCAAUGUGAACUUAUGGGACCUGCCAGGUGUAGGGAGCCCAACAUUCAAAGCAGAAACCUACAUGAAAGAUGUCAAAUACCAUAACUAUGACUUUUUUAUCAUAGUAAGUGCAUCAAGAUUCAAGGAGAAUGACAUCAUGUUGGCAAAAGAAAUCAAGAAAAAGAAGAAGAAUUUCUACUUUGUUCACACAAAGACUGAUACUGAUGUAACACAAGAAGAGAGAAAGGGAGUAAGAGAGGAGGCAACACUUCAAAAAAUACGUACCAACUGUCUGGACAAUUUGAGAACAUUGGGACCCCCUCCUGUCUUUCUCAUUACAUCAGAAAACCCGGAAAGGUUUGAUUUCUUGGAAAUGGUAAAGAAUAUAGAGAGAGACCUUCCAGAUAACAAAAGAUAUGCUCUCGUAAUGCAGAACACCAGUUUUUUCUCCAAGGUGGCUAAUUUUUUCAGAGCAAUGUUUUCAAGAAUCUAA